This is a messenger RNA of Planococcus citri (citrus mealybug), 3829 nucleotides long. RefSeq lists its product as uncharacterized. The record is from RefSeq and is a predicted model, not a curated record. NCBI's taxonomy places the organism in Eukaryota, Metazoa, Arthropoda, Insecta, Hemiptera, Pseudococcidae. The transcript has 10 exons. The coding region runs from base 241 to 2130 and encodes 629 amino acids.
AUUGUGUUUGUAAAAAUUUUCAUUUCGUAAAUAAAUAAAAAUUUCAAAAUUGAUAAAAUUACUUUGGUUUUCGAAAAAAUGUAUUUUUCGAGUGAUUUUCCUCAAUCUCGUGCUUUUUAAAAGUACAUAGAUUCAUAGAACACUCUUCCCAAACACUGACAAUGGCUUGGUAAACGAACGCCAAUAAUUCUUCUUCGGGAAGAAAUUGGACUAGAUUUUCAUAUUGCGAUCGAUUUCAAUAUGAGAGAAUUACGUAAAGAUGUCGAGCCAACUUUGGAGUCACCUAAAGAAGAAUUAGUCGAUAAUAUCGACGAAAUUAAAAUCGAAGAAGUUCUUAUGGGCUUAAAAGGACUUAAACAAGAAGAAGUAUUCUCAUUUCUGGGCAAAAAUAAUUUUACGCCUGCCGAAACAGAGGAGUGGUUGAAAAUGAUGACUUCGGCCGGAUUUGGUAGCUACGAUCAACUCGCCAGCGUUGAUCCAGCUGACAUUGAACAACUUCAAUUAAAUUUCGAUGCUAACUUGGACGGAUUCCAAGGAUCAAACGGGCACGUCAUGCCAAACGGAAGCUUCAUACAGAAAAAUGCUUCUAUAACCAAAGUAACCGAUACCAAAAUGAAAAUCAGACCUGAUAUAGUUCCUACAAUUCAGAAAUCAUCGAUUUACCAAACCGCCGUCGACAACUUUUGCGAUUGGUCAGCUCGUAGAGAAAGAGCUGAUGGUAAUGCUCCGAUUAAAUUACCCAGUCUGGAUUUCAGACGCACAUCGGCUGUUUGGCCGAAAUGUCCUGCAGCUCCAGUCACUUAUUCAUUGGCUGAUGGGUACUUGGAGAAUUUAAGGGAAGAGGAAAUUGUAUCUACUCCUAUGACCGAAGUAUCUUCGGAUGUAAUCAAUACCAGUAAUUUAGAAGAGGAAUUCAAGUAUCCAGUUGACAAUACGUCUUAUGUUAUUCAAUCGGCAGAUAGCGUUGAACCUGUGGAAGUGGCCGACAAACCAAAACCGAUUAAAUUACGCAUCAAACGAGUGGAAAAUGAGGAAGAAGUUAGCACAACGAAUCUCAACGCUGUAAAUGAUAAUGUUAGAGCCAAAUCAAAACGUAUUAGAAAUCCAUGUACAAAACGUAAAUUCAUCGAGACAUCACCUCCGCCCACCAAGAAGAAAAGAUGCACCAAGAAAUCGGCUGCAAGUAAAUCAAAAGAGAAAAACGAAUCACCAUCGAUAUCAAAAAAGAAAACCGAACCUGUCGAAGAAUUCGAAUUCCCUUUCUCUACAACUGUUCAUCAAGACGAUGAUUUCGUUUACCCAUCGCUAGACCUAUCCGAUGACGAAGAAGAAGACGUAUACAGUUUCUCUCAAAGAGACGACGAAACAUGGACUCCUAAAAUCAAGAUGAAAAUCAACGAAGUGAAAACAUCGCGACCUACUCGAGAUAGGAAAACGAAAAGCGCCGUUGCCAAGUGUCUGGAAGCUGCAGCAAUGAAACGAGCCGAUGGUGAUUCAAUGGACGAAUCGAACAGACGAAAAAAAUGCGCUAAAAAGUGCCCCAAAAAGAAACUACCGCUGGCUACAACGAUUCACAAAAAAACCACGGCGUUUAUUCCAACGUCGACCGACUCGAUUCUAUCCAUAGAUAGCGAUGUCACUGGUGACUUGGUCAUCGACGACAGUGUGACCAGCUCGAGUCGCAAUUACACGAACCCAGAAUACAACGUGCCUUCUACUUCUUCCACUAUGCAUUCAACGCCAUCCUCGUCAUACAGCGGUCUCGAUCUAUUGAUUAAUUCGUCGACCAAUACCAGUCCCGAAUCAUCCUCAAAAAAACCUAAACUUACCAAAAAAGCUAGACCUGGACAGAAAUUACCUCGAGCUAAGAAUAAAACCAAGGUAGUGACGCCUAAAACUUGCAAACUGAUACAAACGCCUCCAAGCAGCUCCUCACCCUCUACUCCGGCCACUAACUUGGUGACUAAACGAAUUAAAAAUGACAGCAUGUGUAGUCCGUCGAGUAACAGUGGCACUGAGAAAAAGCACUCCAAUUCGUAUGUUACAAAGAGAGGUAAACUGAAAAAAGGAAUGGCGACGGCUAAACAACGCCUUGGCAAGAUAUUAAAAAUGCACAAGAUGUUCUUUUAAACCAAUUUCAGUGGCAAGCCUUAUUUUUUUCUCUUUAUUUUUCAAAAUGGGUAAUGCAAUGGCAACGUUGAAGUUUAAUCAAGUUUAAUUUCGUCUUUAUGCUUGGCCAUAUUUUCGUAUCUGUUUCUGCCUUUAUCUUUCUGUUGUUAGUAAUUUAUAUGUAACAAGGUAUUGCAGUAAUCAUAGGUACAAUGAUGCGAUUUUCUGGUGAGAUGGUUGAGUUUUGUUAUGUCUGUAUUUAGCUUUAAAACAAAUUAUAAAAUGAUGCAUUUAGAAGGAUGUAUUUAUCGUAAGUAUUAAUUUACUUAACAUUUUUAAUAGGUAUGUUUAAUUUUCGUUUUUUUUUAUUUCAUUGUUACAGUUUCCUAUACAUUGUUGAGGUAUUUAAUAAUAAUUUAUUUAAUUUUGACGAUUUGUACGCAGAAGUGCAUUUUUUUUUCGUUUUUUCUUUGUUCAAAGUUUUUAUUUUGUUUUUCAAAUUUGCUGUAUUGUGUGUGUGUCUCUCUCUCUCUAUUCUUCUUUAUUCUGUCUCAGUGUUAUUAAUUUAUUUUUUUCUUUAUUCUAAUACCUUAUUACAUUUUUGUCCUAAUGGUUUAGAAAUGAUGACGUACUUAAUUAUGACCUAUAUUUCAACUCAUGUUUGCAUUUGAGUGUGUCUCAAUGUGUGUAUUUCAGUGUUUAGUUUUAAGGCGUUCGUCGGCUCAGCAGGAGUAGCUGUGAUCAGGAAGUUAAAGGUUUCUUUUAAUCGGAUUACUUAAGAAUUUUGAUUUUUUUUUUCAAUUUGGAUAAAAAUGGCAAAGAGAUAGCUCUGGAGGUUGAUUAAAAUAUUAAUACCCACUUCUAGAAACUUCAGCUGCUUAGGUUAAUUUGAAAACACUUCCAUAAAUGGUGCCAUAAUUUCAAGCUUUGUGAUUUGUGUCAGGAAAAAUAUGCAAUUUCCUAUGCAACUAAGGAUUUAAAUGGAUGAAGAAUUCUCUGUAGAUCCUAGAAACCUGAAUUCCUGAUCACAGCUUCACUCCUUAGCUCCUCCGGCGAACAAAUUUUUCUCACUAUUUUAAAUAGUGCUUAGAAUUAAAUUUAUUACCUAACUCUGGAGUGAAAAUGCAUUUUUAAAAAAUGUUUUUGUUUUCCCUUGAAUAAUUAAUUUUUAAUUUCUUAUAUGUAUUUCAAAUCUUCGAAGAAGUUAGUUUAAAUUUGUUUUUUUUUUUUUAAAUUUCUAUCCUCGUAGAAGUUCUACUAGACAAUUGUUUACUGAAUUUUGAAAAAAAUUCAUAUCCCGUUUACCAUUUUGGACGGGGUAAAAACAAAAAAAAGAAAUCGAACAGUAUUAAAUUUUAAUGAUAGUGAUAUCAUUUACUUUAGGUAUUUAUUUGUGUCUCUCUAUUCACGUACUAGUUCGUUAAAUACGAGUGUGUUCUUGUUUGUAUUUGUACUUCAAGUAUUUGUUUGUACUUGGAAAGUGAGUAAAGAUGAAAAAAAAAGUACAAAAGUACUUUAUAAGAUAUUAAAACUUUUUCGUUACGAAACCGCAGUGCAAUUUAAUUGAAUAAGUUGGCUAAUUUUUUAAGGCUCUAUACCGUAAAAAAUUGAUUACUUUUGUACGCUUAAUUCAAGAAGAGUCGUAUAUGUUUGCAUUUUUUUCCUCUUUUCAGAUGUGUACGUUUAUUUUUUAUUAAUAUACUGUGUACUUUGAAAUCUA